This is a messenger RNA of Melanotaenia boesemani (Boeseman's rainbowfish), 1468 nucleotides long. It is a transcript of the gene aimp1b, whose product is annotated as aminoacyl tRNA synthetase complex interacting multifunctional protein 1b. The record is from RefSeq and is a predicted model, not a curated record. The transcript is spliced from 7 exons. Bases 109 to 1074 code for a protein of 321 amino acids. Gene Ontology annotation, molecular function: tRNA binding. NCBI's taxonomy places the organism in Eukaryota, Metazoa, Chordata, Actinopteri, Atheriniformes, Melanotaeniidae.
UAGACGGUGCUGACUCCAGCUGGAGAUGGAAGCAGACAGCUGACAGACUAUCUGAGCCGAACGUACUCGGUGAGCUUUCUGUUCGCCAGCAGCCGACCCAGCGACAGCAUGGACAACGUGGACAACCUGUUCAACCCCAGCCUGGCAGCAGCUCUGAUGAAGCUUGAUCCAGAUGAUGGCGAGCAAAUCAUGGAGUAUUUUAAAACCCACGCCCUGCUGAGCAGAGAAAAGGCUUUGCUGCAGGCGUCGGUCAGAGAGCAGAAGAAGCUGCUGGUGGAAAACGCCAAACUGAAAAAGGACAUUGAACAGCUGAGAGUUCAACUUCAGGAAAAGCAGAAGAGACGUGCUGCUAAAGCGUUAGCCUCUAAGGCUUCACCUCCUUCAAGUAUCAGCCCCACCCCCUUGUCGUCUGUAACCCAUCCCACCUCCCCGGCUGGAGCAGCAGCUGCUACAACUGCAAAUCCUCCUUCUUCCUCCUCUUCCUCACCUGAGGGCAGAGAGAGGCAGAGCAGGAGGAGGAGAGGAGAAAGGAAAGCUCGUCCCACGUCAGACCCUCUGUCUCUGGGGGCGGAGUCUCGGAUCGACCCAUCACGCCUGGAUCUCAGAGUCGGACGGAUCCUCAACAUCCGCCGUCACCCAUUGGCCGAGGCCAUGAGCGUCCAGCAGGUGGAUGUGGGAGAAAACAGGCCCCGGACCGUUGUUAGUAGGCUGGGAGAGAAUCCACACCUGGACGAGCUUCAGGGCUCUCUGGCUGUGCUGCUAUGCAAUGUUAAGGCCUCUAAGAUUAAGGGCGUGGCCUCACAGGCACGCCUCCUGUGUUGCUCUGCCUCCGAUACCUGUGUCGAGCUUCUGGUUCCACCAUCAGGCUCUGCUCCUGGAGACAGAGUCACCUUUCUCAGUUACCCUGGUGAACCGGACCGGGAGCUCCAGUCCAAGCAGAGGGUCUGGGACCUUCUACAGCCAGACCUGAAAGUGGACUGCAGGGGCGUAGCCAACUACAAAGGCUGCGGGUUUGAGGUGAAGGGGAAGGGGCUGUGCAGGGCCCCCACCCUCACCAGCUGCACCAUCAGAUAGACCAUGCACCAGGAUGAAGCUGAGAAACUUUUCAUAGAACCAGAACCUCUGUUAACUUUGGUUUUUUUCUUUGUGUCAGAACAACCGAACAUCAGUUUAACAUAGGUUCUAUCUGAACAUUUUAUCACUAAAAUGUUGAAAAUAUGAGUUACACAUCUGUCAUCUACUUCCACCAGAGUCUGUUCAACAAACUGCAAAGAAAGCAUGAUUACCAAAUAAAUAAGUUUUGAGAACAGAUUGAACUGAUUAUGGAGUCACUGACCUGGACCCAAACCAUUAAAUAAAGAUUUUUCAGACAUGAAAUUAAUUAAUGCAAAAAUUAUAAAAAUGAUUCAAACAUUGACUUGAGAGAAAUUAGUGUAACAUCUCUGUGAGCUGAUAUGAAGUUAAAGAU